Messenger RNA from Caenorhabditis elegans, 505 nucleotides. It is a transcript of the gene flp-20, whose product is annotated as FMRF-Like Peptide. The coding region runs from base 23 to 310 and encodes 95 amino acids. The transcript has 3 exons. Lineage: Eukaryota; Metazoa; Nematoda; Chromadorea; Rhabditida; Rhabditidae. The record is from RefSeq and is marked reviewed.
UUUCAGAAACUUUAGUGAGCAAAUGUUGGGUUACACUCAAUCUCGUGUGGUUAUUACACUUCUACUGUUUUCUGUGUUUUUGGCUGUUUGUAUGGCAACACCAUCUGGUUAUCCUGGUCAAGAGCUCCAGAACGUGUCAGAUGACUACCCGAUUUAUGAAGAGGAAGGGUUGCAAUUGUCUGCUGAAGGCACAGAUGAACCACAUGAAGAAAAACGAGCUGUCUUUCGAAUGGGAAAACGAGCAAUGAUGAGAUUUGGGAAGCGUGCAAUGAUGAGAUUUGGAAAACGUUCCGUUUUCCGACUUGGUUAAUUUUUACGCCUACCAUGAUGACUUCCGGGCUUUAAAUUUCUGAUCUUCGAUUAAUAAUAACAUUGGUUUUCUUAUUCGCAACGUUUUCCUUCCUCCUAUUUGACCCCUAUUCUAGAGAUUAUAACUUUCCUUCCCUAUCUAAUCGAACGAUGUGCGUUUUUUUUAACGUUUGGAAUAAUAAAUUGAAAGUGUGUU